GAUCCUUGUCGGCACUAGCUCUAUCUCUACUCUGUCAUUUUUCUGCAGGUCAGGCACGAUCCGGUCAACUACCUACCUAAGAACGUUACUACCCAGUAGACGGUGACUUUGCGUUCGUUGGAGGCUUGAGUCAGAUCCCAACUGUUGAUUGGAACACUUCGCGAGACAACUUCACAAUUCUUGUGCUACUCGUCAAACAUCUCAUCAAAUUGAUCAACAGGGAGAAUACUUUCCUUCGUCGACAUGCUAUCAACAACCGCGAGGAUGGGGAAUACCCUUCCAGGUCAAACCGCAACACCGACAGCCAAGAUGGAGCAAAAGGAGCUUCAUCAAAGUGCUCCCCGGCAUUUGAAAGAAGCAUUCAAGCUUUGUAAACAGACUACUUAUACCGCAACAGAAGAUUCUCCUUCUAUCACUGGAAUGAUCAAUCUAGAAACCCUACCAAUAGAGGCGCGCAACACAGCUUUUCAAGAUUUUAUGAGUGCCGCACCUCUAAACACCUCUCAAAAGAGAUGCUCGACCGGAUCACUGAAUCACGAGUUACCUUUGUCUAGAUCACAACUAGAAGGUUCAUCGUAUGGUUCUGGGACUAUACCUGGUCUCAUGGUUUUUCCAUCUCUCAUUCCCCCAGAGGUUCAGAAAGAGUUGAUCCGGCGUAUAGUACACCGUGAUCUUGUUGAACCAAAGCACAUGACCAAUUUACAUGCCCAUUACGAUGUCGAAUUUCCACCUUGUGAAAUUGCUUCUAGGGAAUCAAUCGUUGCCAAGCCAAAGGAUCCCACAGUACACCCAAAAGCACUAAAUUACUUGGAAGUAAUGACGAAAAAGUUGCGCUGGAUCACUCUUGGAGGGCAAUAUGACUGGACAAACAAAGUGUAUCCGGAAGGGGAGCCACCAAAAUUUCCAAGUGACAUUGCGAAUCUUGUUGAAGGACUUUUCCCUGACAUGGAACCGCAAGCAGCCAUUGUCAACUUUUAUUCUCCAAAAGACACUUUACAAUUACAUCGGGAUGGUGCAGAAAGUGUUGAUCGUGGCCUUGUUAGCAUCAGUCUUGGAUGUGAUUGUAUCUUCAUGAUCGCCUUGGACAACCCCAAAUCCGAGAACGACCAUUUAGUUCUCCGUCUCAGGUCUGGCGAUGUACUCUACAUGCAGGAAGACUCUCGAUUUGCUUGGCAUGGAGUUCCAAAGAUAAUUCCUGGUACGUGCCCAGAUUAUCUCGCAGACCUCGAAUUGGAUAUAAAAAAGUUUCCACAUUUCAUGACAGAUAAAAGAAUCAAUUUGAAUGUGCGACAAGUGCGAGAGCGAAAAUCGGACCGUUGAUUCGCCAAUCUCAACUUAGCCCCUUUAUGCUUAAACCGCCAUGUGAUAGUUUCCGACUAAUUUACGGUCUACCCGAUGCAUUGAUAACAAUCCACACACUACUACAUUUCCUUAUCAGUUCCAGCAAAAUUUUAAUAUAAAAAUUCGACACCCA
This is a messenger RNA of Botrytis cinerea B05.10, 1474 nucleotides long. RefSeq lists its product as hypothetical. NCBI's taxonomy places the organism in Eukaryota, Fungi, Ascomycota, Leotiomycetes, Helotiales, Sclerotiniaceae. The record is from RefSeq and is a predicted model, not a curated record. The coding region runs from base 310 to 1320 and encodes 336 amino acids. The transcript has 2 exons. Gene Ontology annotation, cellular component: cytoplasm; nucleus.